UGAAAAGAUGUCUGCGCCCAUGUUUCAAAAUGCGAUAAAAAAAAACAAAGUUAUCUUUAUCGUGUUUAUGAAUUUGCGGUUUAUUUGGGAAGAAAUAACUAGCAUUUAUUCUAACUGAAUAAGAUAGAAAAAUGGAGAAACAAACAGAAAAGCUUGAAAGUUUAAAAGAUUUACAGAAUGUUAAAGACCAGAUAUCUGUUGUUAAAGAGGUAUGUAAAGGAUUAAAAUCCAAUGAAGGGGAGAUAACAAAUGUUUUACAGAAACUUGUUCAGAUUUACAUUACAUUACCUGCCAAACAUCAAGUCAAAAGAGUGUUGAUCAGUGCCUUCCAGAGUUUACCUUCACAGUCCAGUGAUUUUAUUGUCACAGAAUUAAGUAGACAGCUGGAAAGUAUCCACACAGAAUGUCUAGUCUCAAUGGAUCUCAGGACUUACAUAGAUACGGUGGCUGGAUUGAUGGACAAUUUUCCGUUAGGUCAGAAAUGUAUAGACAACCAGUGCUUAGAAAUUCUGCAAAAUGUAUCCUCUAUCCUAUCAAAGUUUCUGGCUGAAAACAGUUCAACACAGUCCUCAGUUAGACAGAAUGAGUUGAUGCAUAGCUGUCUAGCUUGCAUCCAGGCAGGGAACAAAAUUUUACAGAAAAGCCACUCUACACUGUCCAGCAAAGAAUCAGAAGAAACCAGUAGUGUAACAACGUCAUUAAUAAAACACAAUAUUGACAUCUUACACAUAGAUGAGUUUUUGAUGGAUUGUAAAACAACAUGUGCAAUAAAUGUAAUAUUACUGAUCAGGUUGAAAUUUCCUAAGAAUAGUGUAGCAAAGGUUGUGGAGUACAUAUUUCAGGGUGCAAACAAAACUGGUGCUGAUGAUUCAGAUUUUACAAUCUUGUCCAGGGGAGACAACUUAUCUUGUCAGCUGAGUCUACUUUAUGGCAUAAUGUCAAUCAUGGAACUGUCAGAACUUGUAGAAAUGAAUGAUGGGAAAUGUUUGCUAUUAGAUUAUAUAUUUUCAUCCCUGACAAAAAUAUCAGAAAAAGGAUAUCCAAAUUCGAUCAGUAAAUUGUUAACUGUAAAGUGCUACAAUAUGUGGACUUCUAAAACUUGUUCAUGUUUAAAAUCUGAAGUAGUAUCAGAUAAACAGAGGUCAUUGCUAUGUGGUGGAGGUCAGAUUAUAGAGGCCAUCAUGUCAUGUGUUUGGACAGUUUGGGAAGACACUACUGAUGUUAUAAGAAUCAUAGCCAGAGAAAUCUUCGAGAAUGUUCUUAAAAUCCACACCAUGGCCAGCUCAUCAGACAUAAGUACCGACAUCUUCCUACAGAAUCUGACAAAGAAACUCAUCUUCCAUGUCAGCUGGUCAAGCAAAGGCAAAUAUGGGAUGUUAAGUAACCUAGUCCAGAUUAUAGGGACUGACCUUGUUUUACAGCAGACCUCUGAUCUCUCCAGCAUCAUCCUGUCACAGAUGAGUGAACAUGCAUUAGCCUGUCAUGCCAGUGAAUUGUACAUACAGUUGUCUUUUAAACAUCAGAAAGAAAAGCCAGAGAAAUGGAUGUCAAUGUGGAUAGAUCCUAUGCUGAAAGUUCUAGCUCUGGACAACAGACAACAAAUAAACAAUGUUAUAGAGUAUAUUUUGACCAAACUAUUGAAGAAGGAUAAAGAAAUACUGCCAUACAUACUGAAACAACUGUCAACACAAUCUGAUACUUCAAAAAUGUCAUCGCUGGUGACCUGUUUACGUAGAGCUAGAGUGAUGGGUCUUUUAGACAAACAAUUGGAAUCUGAAGACAGUGUCAACAACCUAAUAGAUAUGUCUGUACUACAACAAGCAUUAUGUCAUAUAGAUGAACAGGUUAGACUGGAUGCUUUUGCCUUUAUCUGUGAAAGUAAUAAAACCACAGCAGUGGUCAGUGCUUGGGAGGUGCACCUUAUUAGGACAUUUCUACCAUGGAACUUAAAUAGUCAGUCACCUGGAUUUAGACAACUUCUAGUGUCACAGCUAAAGAAGCUGCUAUAUAGAAUGAAGGAAAGUGAAACCAUGAUGUUACGUCAGAUGAAAAAGAUGAAUAAUACUGCUGAUGGUCAGGGUAUGAAUGAGAGACAGAGUCUAAAACAGUACAAGGAUUUUCUAUCUUGGUUGACCAGACAUUUAUUUAGCUGUUUACAUCCAGGCUCAUCAUUCCCCAGAAAAACAACAUGUCUGACAGCCUUGAACUUAAUGGUGGAUAUAUUUGGUACGCCGUCUGCUGAAGGCUUCUGUGUUUGUAAUGAGAUAGAAGGAAAAGAUUUCAAUGUUUUGAUAGAAUGUCUGACAGAUACAUUUGAAGAUAACAAAGUAGAGGCUUACAAACUUCUUAAACAUCUCUCAUCAUUAGACUUCAUGAAACAGACAUUUGAUUCUGUGGAUGGCUUAUUUGAAACUGCCCUGAAUUUAGCAGGCAGCACUCGUCCCCUAGAUAGUACAACAGCAGCAUACAUGUUCAGAAUCGUACUGCUGCAAGCAGAGUUCCUACCAGUCAUGACAAAGGAAUCUAAGUCAAGGUCAUUCAUUAUGUCCUGUGGGCAGCCAUCUUUCCCAGAAAUUUCUGCCAGCCAAUCAGGAAGAGUUUUACAUCUGUUGACAUGGUUGAUGGAGUAUCUGAGGUAUCAAAUAAAGAUGGCUGAGCAGAGUUUGAUGUCUGCUGCAUGUAGUAAACCAUUAUAUCCAACUUUGCAUAGCAUACGAUACGUCAUCCAAGAUGUCAACUUUAAGUCAAUACUGACAUCAGAUAUUCCAUUUUGGAAAAAAAUUGUAGCAGAACUAAUCAAUGGUUGUCUACAGAUAUCACAGAUUGUCUCCCCUGUUGUACAGAAUUCAUCACCAGAGGGCAACAUUCCUGUAGAAGUUAUGGGCAAUAUCACACAAACAACAGAGGGUCUGAUGCCAGAAUAUUUAACUGUCUGCUGCUGGAGAAGUAUAAAGGAGGUAUCCUUACUACUUGGUCUGUUGUGUACUAAUGUACCAGUAAAGAAUACAGGGGACCAGGACUCUGAUGGUCUAAUGACAUGUAAACAGAUAGAUGAAAUUGGAAGCUAUUUCAAGACUCAACUUCUAGAAUCGAUCCAUAGAGGAGCCUUUGAAUUAGCCUACGCUGGAUUUGUUAAAAUGUGUGAUAUGUUAUGGAGAAGUACCAUACCAGACCUGUACAAGCGUCCAAAGCUAUGGCUGUCACACCUGAUGGGUGAAAUCCAAUCUGUCAGCUCUAAACUAUGUGCUACGAGGAGGAGUGCUGGAGUUCCAUUUUAUGUACAAGCUUUAGUGACCACAGAACCAUUGACCACAGGAAGGCAGUGCUUCAAACAAGCUAUGACUGAUUUACUUAAAUUAGCAUUGACAGAGGAAUCACAUGACUUGUCAGAAUCUAAGGUUCAUUCAUUGAAUAUACUAAGAGCAAUGUACAGAGACACAAGGUUGGGAGAAGAUGUAACACCCUUUAUAUCCGGUGGAUUGCAGGCAGCUAUUCUUGGCUUCAAGUCUAAAUUUUGGGGAAUCUGCAAUUCAUCUACGCUGUUGUUUAGUGCUUUGAUGACAAGAGUUUUUGGUGUGAAACGAAGUAAAGAUGAAAGUAGCAUGUCAAAGAAAAACUGUCAAACUGGAAAAGCCUUUUUCCACAAGUAUCCAGGACUGUACAAUUUUAUCCUAGAUCUGUUAGCUGAAGCCACACAGAAUGUGGAGUGA
Molecule: messenger RNA, 3710 nt
Organism: Mytilus trossulus (common blue mussel)
Lineage: Eukaryota; Metazoa; Mollusca; Bivalvia; Mytilida; Mytilidae
Product: tRNA (32-2'-O)-methyltransferase regulator THADA-like
Exons: 27
Coding region: 132-3710 (1192 amino acids)
Biological process (GO): tRNA methylation
Cellular component (GO): cytosol
Source: RefSeq, a predicted model, not a curated record